CUCGUCCCACCAGGAGAAUGAACCAGAUCAAGAACUAGUUCUUCUAUGUAUACUUAUGCUCGAGUUCGCCCUACCUGGCAAAAGAGAACGAGAUCAUUGUUAUUGCAUCAAGGACAUCACUGAAGUUCUGGACAUUGUUUCAUUGGAUCAUUCAAUCAUGGUCGUACUGUCUUCGGCGUCGGUAGAUGCCCACAGAAGUGUGACAUCGAAGCCUGAUGGUGCGAUGCCUACACUGCAUUUCCCGUUGACGAAGACUACUCUGCUCAAGCGCCGCAAAUUCUUUUACGCGAUCGGCAAUACGCGCGCGACCAACAUUUUCAUACGCCAUAGGAAUCUGCAGAGUUGCCCCAUUUUCGAAACGGGUUCUUGGCAAACUGGAAACGAUGUCACAAGGGAGUCUGAAAUUGCAGCGAUGGGCGUAAGCGCCCGCC
This is a messenger RNA of Amoebophrya sp. A25, 431 nucleotides long. The record is from the annotation of a GenBank genome assembly. NCBI's taxonomy places the organism in Eukaryota, Dinophyceae, Syndiniales, Amoebophryaceae.